CGGGUAACAAGGAGAGAGAGAGAGAGAGAGGUUUUUACACAAUCGAGUUGGGGGCCAUGGAAGAAGAAGAAGAAGGGCUUGCCAUGCUCAUCACUCACUCUCUCUCUCCGUCUUUCACCCCUUCACUACCCAGUUUAUGAAUAUCUGUGAUCAUCCUUUUCACAGACGGUCCUUCUUUGACAUUGAUGAUUACUCCGUAGAUGACUUCUACAGCCUUGUAAUGGCAGCUGGAAAGUCUGGAAGUUUCAGGAUGGCGGAACCUCUAAAGCAUCCAUCUAAGAAGUUUCGAAGAGAUAGGAGCAGGGGAAAAUCAUCUGGAAGGUCCUCCAGGGAUGAAGCUAUGGAACAACAAAUUUGGAAAGAUUUGCCUGAGGAUCUAUUUGAGCCUGUGAUUGCACGUCUUCCCUUUGCCACAUUUUUCCGCUUCCGCUCUGUAUGCCAACGAUGGAAUUCCUUGCUGACUUCUCAAAGUUUUUCUCAGCAUUGUGCUCAAGUCCCACGAGCAAACCCAUGGUUUUACAUAAGUCAUGAACAUGCAAAUUCGGGAUCCAUGUAUGACCCUUCUAUGAAGAAAUGGUACCAUCCCACUAUAUCAACACUGCCUGCGAAGUUGAUGGUUCUACUUCUACCAGUGGCUUCUGCAGGGGGUCUAGUUUGCUUUCUUGACAUUUAUCAUCAAAAUUUAUAUGUUUGUAACCCUUUGACUCAAUCAUUAAAGGAAUUACCAACUCAGUCAGUUAGGCUCUGGUCUCGUGCUGCUGUAGGGAUGACAGUAAAUGGAAACUCAACUGGUACUGGCUACAAGAUCCUAUUGGUGGGUUGUGAUGCAGAAUAUCAAAUUUAUGAUUCAGUAACAAAGUCUUGGAGCCAUCCAGGAAACAUGCCUGCAGAUAUCAAGCUGCCUCUGUCACUCUAUUUUAGGUCACAAGCCAUUUCUAUCGAUAGCACCCUGUACUUCAUGCAUUCAGAUCCCGAAGGGAUUGUAUCCUAUGACAUGGCAACUGGGGUUUGGACACAGUACAUAAUCCCCGCACCAUCGGAUCUGACUGACCGCACACUGGCUGAGUGUGAUGGCCGGAUAUUGCUUGUGGGGUUGCUCACGAAGAAUGCAGCCACAUGCAUAUGCAUAUGGGAGCUGCAGAAGAUGACUUUCUUGUGGAAGGAGGUUGACAGAAUGCCAAACGUAUGGUGCUUGGACUUUUAUGGGAAGCACGUUAGAAUGACUUGCUUGGGAAACAAAGGCUUGCUCAUGCUAUCCUUGAGAUCAAGACAAAUGAAUCGAUUGGUUACCUACAACAUAGCAAGUAGGGAAUGGGUGAAGGUUCCUAGCUGUGUGGUGCCACAUGGAGGAAAGCGGCAAUGGAUAACACAUGGUACUGCAUUUUAUCCAUGCCUCACUAUAAUGGCUUGAUUUAGCUUGUAUAAUAUGGCGAUGGCCCGAGAAUGCUUCCCAGUUACCACAAAUCAUGAGGUUCUUUGCGAUUUGCUGGCCAUUAAUGCUGAUGUAGGAAUGAUAAUGUUCAUUGCUGGUUAACAAAGCAGAUGGAAAAUGAUGCGGGUUUUUAGUACUUAAUGUUUUCUCCAUGCUCUCAAGCGUGCACUUGGUGAAGGUUGUUUUCAAGACUUUUCUCUGUAUAUGAAGAGGGACAAUAAGAGGUUUUUAUGUUUCUCGUCUCAAUGCAACCACCUAGAAGGUUGUGAAGGUUUAAUUCCUGUUAGUAUCAUUCAUAUUUUCAAGCUGGAAGGUCCAAAAUGGGGCUGGAAUUAUUAGCUAUAAUUUUUUUCUUCAGGGAAAAUACAUUCAAAAUUGAAGCCUCGUGAGUCAACGGAGAGGCAUAUGAAGAGCCUCAAACGUUCUCAACCUGGCCUCUCCCUUAACAGGGAACUAUAAAUAUGGGUGUUUCUGGUGUCACUUAGCCACUUCAUGCUGAAUCUUUGCUCUUGCAGUCUUGCAUUGUAUAAGAUUAUGUUUUUACACAAAUUUGUGACUUUAAAAGAAGUCGUGAUCUCUGUUCCACACUUGUGCUUAACUGCUGUUUGCGUAGUACAAACCGUAGCUUUUGUCGGACUGCUUCUAGCAUGUCACACGGUGAAGAAGCUGGGAUUCUAAUUUUGAUGCCUCCCUCCAACUUCUAAUUAAUGCAGUACACUUCAAGUUAAGGUCAUUCUUAUUUUACGGUUUAUUAUAGAUUUAUAGUUGUCUAUUUUAAGACGGUAGGAACAAAGAACAACAACCACUAUGAUUACUGUCAAAAAAAAAAAAAAAA
Molecule: messenger RNA, 2267 nt
Organism: Cajanus cajan (pigeon pea)
Lineage: Eukaryota; Viridiplantae; Streptophyta; Magnoliopsida; Fabales; Fabaceae
Source: RefSeq, a predicted model, not a curated record